This is a messenger RNA of Aegilops tauschii subsp. strangulata, 1462 nucleotides long. RefSeq lists its product as uncharacterized. Lineage: Eukaryota; Viridiplantae; Streptophyta; Magnoliopsida; Poales; Poaceae. The record is from RefSeq and is a predicted model, not a curated record.
UAAGUUAGCUUCUGGCCCGGCCCGUUUGUUUUGCUGUCCGGUUUCGUCUCGCCGUCGUCUCCAGCGGCCCGGACAGCGAGCCGGAGACGGUAGCCAUCUCAAUCUCAACCGCGCUUCCUCUCUCUACCACCGCGCAGUUGGUAGGAGCGACAUCGAUUCCGGCGAUCACCGAUGCGGCGGCCUGCGGCGAGUGUCUCUGUAGGACUGAAGCUACAGUCCGUGCCAAAGAAGGCCAAAGAGAUGAUGCACUUUUCUAGAGAUCAGCUGAUGGGUUUGGCAUUUGUUGCAUUUGGCAUCAUACUAUUUGUGGGUUUCUUCUACGCCGCUGUUGUGUCCAAAAUGCUUCCGCCUUACGAGAACUGGCUUCUAUCUGCCAUCCAAAAUGACAGGUAUUACUGCCUACUCGUGCCCUUGACACUUCCUGUGAUAAUUGUCGCUGUCUAUCUGCAUUGGCUAAGCAUGAAGAUGUUCAAGCAUGCGUGAAGAACUGCACAUUUGUCUUGCAGAAGAAGCCAGUUUUCAAGCAUAAAUUGAUGGCAACUUACUAAAUUGACCUCAUAGUGUCACUACUAGGUAUUAAAAUGAGCACACUUAUGUUUAGAAGGUGUAGUUCUUAUAUGAUUUUUCUUUCUUAAUGGUGAAAUUCCUGACCUCUCGUUUAAAUAGAUACUUGGUUUAUAGAUAGAUUUCUAUGUGUCUUGUGCAUAUGCUUAUGCCCUGUGUACCAUAUCUCCUGUAUUGACCCUACAGAUGUGCUAGCAUAGUUUUGUGCUGUCAACACAAACAGACGUUUCUUUUUAUGUAGAAACUCUUCUCUUGUUCCUUUGGUGUGUCACUUCGUUUUAUUCUUUGCUGAUGUUACUUAGUAGCAUUGCUCGCAUCUUGAAGCUGGAAAGGCAAUGCUAUGGCGUUUUUAUAACCCUUUUUGCAUAACCGCAGAUGGCUAACUCUGUUCUCUAUUUCUAUAUCUUCCCUAUCUAUAUAUUAUCUAUUUGGUGUUUACCUUCUUGUUGCAUACCCUUAGGUAGUCCUUUCUGGUUGCAUACCCUUAGGGAGAGGAGACGAUGAUGAUGAGGAUGGAAAUGUCUCUGUAGUAGUUAUGAAUGUUAUUUUUCUUGGACAGUUAUCUAUGGGACCAUGGGUAUCCAUCUAUGGAUAAUUUUAUAAAGAUGCCAUUGUCCAACCUAAGCUUAUCCAUCUAUGGGACCAUUGCCUACUACUCAAUUAAACUGAUGAAUUAAAUGAUCAAAUGAAGAAAGGACGACUAAUCAAUUCUAUUGAGGCUAGUGCUUCCUUCUGGCCUUGUUCCUUCGUUGUCCAUCACCAUCAUUUUUAUUUAUAUGCCUGAAGGAUUUAGGUAUUUUCUUGUUUCUUUAUGGACUUCCUGCAUUUACAUCUGUAUGUAAUACAAUCCAAACAUUGAAUCUUUUAGAUGUGUGAUAUCUUGCAUCUUGUUUUUUAA